GUGUGAAUAUGUGUGUGUGUGUGUGUGUGUGUGUGUGUGUGAGAGAGAGAGAGAGAGGGGCGGGGGAGUCGUCUGAGUGAGCGCGUGGACUGCACCAUCACAUUCCGUUCCCAGUCCACUGUCACCAGCCAUGCCGUUACCGAAUAACACGCAGCUAUGUUGUAUGAUCUGUGGCUUACCGAUCUGCUGAUUCUUACCACGCAGUUCACACGGUCAAUCUGUUCCCCUGUCCGGAGGAUUUCAAAACAUCGAUGAUGGCCUUGGUAAUGGAACCUAUAAGCAAAUGGACACCCAAGCAAGUAUUAGAAUGGAUGAAAGGCCUGGAUGACUGUCUGCAGCAGUACAUCAAGAGCGUUGAGCGGGAGAAGAUCAGCGGGGAGCAGCUCCUGCACAUCAGCCACCAGGAGCUGGAGGAGCUGGGGGUCUCUCGCAUCGGACACCAGGAGCUGAUCCUGGAGGCUGUGGACCUGCUGUGCGCUCUGAACUACGGGCUGGAGACAGAGAACCUGCGGACGUUGUCUCACAAGCUGAACGCCUCGGCCAAGAACCUGCAGAACUUCAUCACGGGCCGCCGUCGCGGGGGCCGUUACGAUGGGCGCGCCUCGCGCAGACUGCCCAACGACUUCCUCACCUCCGUGGUGGACCUGAUCGGGGCAGCUAAGAACCUCCUGGCCUGGCUAGACAGGUCGCCGUUCGUGAGUGUGACAGAAUACUCUGUCCUGAAGAACAACAUCGUUCAGCUGUGCCUGGAACUGACCACCAUCGUACAGCAGGACUGCACUGUUUACGAGGCAGAAAACAACAUUCUCCAUGUGUGUAAAACGCUGUCCGGGAUCUGUGACCACAUCAUCUCGCUGUCGUCUGAUUCGCUGGUGUCCCAGUCCGCCCACCUGGAGGUGGUCCACCUGACCAGCAUCACCCCGAGCGAAGGACUGGGAAUGUACAUCAAAUCCACCUACGACGGGCUCCAUGUUAUCACUGGCACCACUGAGAACUCUCCAGCUGACCAGUGUAAGAAGAUCCACGCUGGAGACGAGGUUAUUCAGGUCAACCACCAGACUGUGGUGGGCUGGCAGCUGAAGAACCUGGUGAACGCCCUGAGAGAAGACCCCAGCGGAGUCAUCCUCACGCUGAAGAAGAGGCCGCAGAACACCCUGACGUCAGGCCCCGCCCUCCUCAAGAACAUACGAUGGAAGCCGCUGGCACUCCAGCCCCUCUCCACCAGCCCCCCCAGCGGCCCCAACACCCCCCCUAGCGGCCUGGGCACCCUGGAGCUGUCCUCCACCAUGGAGCUGUCCUCCACCCUGGACAGCAGCCAUGAAGUCUUCAUCCUGUCCCCUGUGUCGGGCCUGUACGGCCACAGAGAGGAGAUGGGCAUCAUGUCCUGUGACGACAUCAACAAGUACAGCCUGGAGAAGCUGAAGGGCUCGGAGUCCCCCAGCUUCUACCUGGACCACGAGGCUGGCCGCUGCUUCACCCUGCUGGAGGAGGAGAUGCUGGGCGGGGCCCAGGACUACGACAGGGCCCGCUCCUCUGGGGGCCGGAGGAGAGACAGGACCCCCACACACGACUCCGAAAGUCCUCUGCUGCGUUACCUGGGCGACGACAAGAUCCUGAUGAUCCAGGAGGAGCCGGACGCGUCGCGGGAGUCAAAGCGGGACACAGGACGACGCUCGCGCAAGAAGAGCCACAACCCCAUCAGCCCCAGCUACCCCAUCAGCCCCAGCUACCCCAUCAGCCCCAGCUACCCCAUCAGCCCCAGCUACCCCAGCAGCCCCAGCUACCCCAUCAGCCCCUCCCUCCUGGUGCCUCCUGCCAGGCUUGAGUCAGGACCCCAGGAAGGGCUGCCUUUCUCACUGCCUGAGAGCCACACCGUGCCUCUUUACCACAGAGUUGGAGACACACUGAAAGCAGACACAGACAGGUAUGCUAGUUUUGGCAUUGAGAGGCAAGGAGGAUCAUCCAUGAGGAAGUCGUUCCACUACGCCUCUCUGAGGACUAAGCCCAAGAAGAGAACUAAAGGUUCUCUGACCAGCGCCAGCCGGAGGAGGAUUUCCUGUAAGGACCUGGGCCACGGGGACUGCGAGGGCUGGCUGUGGAAGAAGAAGGACGCCAAGGGCUACUUCACCCAAAAGUGGAAGAAGUACUGGUUCAUCCUGAAGGAGUCGUCCCUGUACUGGUACACCAACCAGAAUGAUGAGAAGGCUGAAGGAUUCAUCAGCCUGCCAGAGUUCCGUAUAGACCGAGCCAUCGAAUGCCGGAGAAAACAUGCAUUCAAAGCCUGUCAUCCCAAAAUCAAGAGUUUCUUUUUUGCCACAGACUGUCUGGAGGAGAUGAACAGGUGGAUGAACCGGCUGGGGCUCGCGGCCAUCGGCUACACCCCCGAUGACAAGGUGCCUCGUCCCGACGAAGACUGCUGGAGUGAGAGUGACCAGGAUGAGAUGGAUGGAUCCAUGACCCUGAAACAGGAGGCCAUGUCCUCGCGGUUUGACACCUACCACCGCACCCCUUCUGUGAACUCCUCCAGUCCCUUCCCUGAGCGUCACUUCUCCAGCGAGUCCACCUACUCCCAGUCCUCAGCCGAGGACUCCCGUCCAGACGUACCCGGCAGCGCCCACGCCUCCUCCUGCCACUCCUCCCACCGGGAGCGCCGGUCCUGGCAGGACCUGAUCGAGACGCCCCUCACCAGCUCCGGGCUCCACUUCCUCCAGACCGUGCCGGGCGACAGCGACGCCGGCUACGGCAGCGGCUACAUGGGCCUCGGCCAGCUGCUCCUGUCCCCAGAGCGCCGGCGCCAGGCCACCCUGCCGGCCCAGAGACACCGCUGCCCCGACAGGGACGGGCCCUUCCCCCUGGUGGACCUGGAGGAGCAGGGCCGGGGCCUGCAGGGCCACACACACAAGCAGCGCAGCCAGAGCCUCCCCAGGAACAGGGAGGCGGCCGACAGCCAGGGCCUGAGGCCCGCAGCGCCCCCGGGCGAGAGGAGCCAGGAUGACGAGGUGCCUGUCAGGAAGCACAACGGCAGGAAACCCCACGGGAAGUCCGAUUCCCGGUCCAGAGAGCGCGGAGGUCACGCCCAGGGCGGGGUGGACGGUUACCAGGAGUUGUACCGCUCUAUAGAGCAGGCCAGCCUGUCGCCCCUGGGGCAGCAGAGACCCUCCACCAAGCAGGAGUUCCGUUCCUCCUUCGUCAAGCGAUGCAACGACCCCGUCAUCAAUGACAAGCUGCACCGCGUACGAGCCUUGCGCAGCACGCUGAAGGCCAAAGAGGGUGACCUGGCCGUCAUCAGCCAGGUGCUGGACAACCCCGGCUUGACGUCCCAGAUGUUCCAGGAGUGGAAACAGCUGCACCAGGAGCUGUUCUUGGACAUCUGCGAGUUCAGCUCGACCCCAGCAGAGCCGCACCUGCAGCCCUCGGACCUCUCCCCUCUCUCUCCCCUCUCCCCCCCUGUCAUGAUGCACACGCACUCCUUCAUCGAGACUCACGUUUGAGACUGAGGAGCUCCAGUCCUGACCCUCUCCUCCUCUCUCUCUCUCUCUCUCUCUCUCUCUCUCUCUCUCUUUCUCUCUCUCUCUCUCUCUCUCUCUCUCUCUCUCUCUCUCUCUCUCUCUCUCUCUCUC
Molecule: messenger RNA, 3620 nt
Organism: Osmerus eperlanus (European smelt)
Lineage: Eukaryota; Metazoa; Chordata; Actinopteri; Osmeriformes; Osmeridae
Product: connector enhancer of kinase suppressor of ras 2
Exons: 23
Coding region: 252-3491 (1079 amino acids)
Biological process (GO): regulation of signal transduction
Cellular component (GO): cytoplasm; membrane
Molecular function (GO): protein binding
Source: RefSeq, a predicted model, not a curated record